AUGCUCCUUUCCCUGCCACCACUGCGCUCCGUUCUCUCUCAUUCCGCAUCUUUCAAGCACGCACACCGCACCAUGACCACCCUCGCCGUCGAGAUCCAGCGACAGGGCGGCCCCGAGGUCCUCGAGGUCCGCGAGAUCCCCAAGCCCACCCCGACCCCGACCCAGGUCCUCGUCAGGAACGAAUUCUGCGGCGCCAACUACAUAGACACCUACCACUACAGCGGCCUGUACCCGCUCAAGUGUCCCGUCGUCAUCGGACAGGAGUCGGCGGGCGUCGUGGAGCAGGUCGGCGAGAUGGUGCAGAAGCUCAAGGUCGGCGACCGCGUCGUCAGCUACGGCGCCGGCAGCUACGCCCAGCACCGCGUCGUCGACGAAAACAUCCCCGUCCGCAUCCCGGACGGCAUCGACACGCGCAUGGCGGCCGCAUCGUACCUCCAGGGACUCACCGCCCUCACGCUGAUCCGCGAGGCGUACCCGGUGCAAAAGGGCGACUACGUCCUGGUCACGGCCGCUGCGGGCGGUGUGGGCCUGCUGCUGUGCCAGAUGGCCUCGGCGGUGGGCGCCCACGUGAUUGGCACCGUCUCGACCGAGGCAAAGGCCGAGCUGGCCAGGGCCAACGGCGCCGAGCACGCCCUCAUCUACCACGCGGAGCGGCUCGACGAGCUCGUAGCCCAGGUCGACAAGAUCACCGGCGGCAAGGGGUGCCAGGGCAUCUUUGACGGCGUCGGCAAGGACACGUGGGAGGCCAGCUUCGAGAUGAUCGCGCGCAAGGGCACCAUUGUCACCUUCGGCAACGCCUCGGGCGCCGUGCCCGCCUUCACCCCGCUCAAGCUGGCCGGCAAAAACGUCAAAGUGUGCCGCCCCACGCUCUUCAACUACAUCACCACGUCCGAGGAGCGCGAGACCUACUCGGCCGAGCUCUUUGACAUGAUCCAAUCGGGCAAGGUCAAGAUCCACGUGCAUGACGAGUACCCGUUUACCACCGAGGGCAUCCGAAAGGCCCUCGCCGAUAUCAAGUCGCGCGCCACCACCGGAAAGCUCAUCGUCAAGCUCUAA
Molecule: messenger RNA, 1056 nt
Organism: Pseudozyma flocculosa PF-1
Lineage: Eukaryota; Fungi; Basidiomycota; Ustilaginomycetes; Ustilaginales; Ustilaginaceae
Exons: 3
Coding region: 1-1056 (351 amino acids)
Biological process (GO): cellular response to oxidative stress
Cellular component (GO): cytoplasm
Molecular function (GO): zinc ion binding; quinone reductase (NADPH) activity
Source: RefSeq, a predicted model, not a curated record